This is a messenger RNA of Parastagonospora nodorum SN15, 2064 nucleotides long. RefSeq lists its product as hypothetical. NCBI's taxonomy places the organism in Eukaryota, Fungi, Ascomycota, Dothideomycetes, Pleosporales, Phaeosphaeriaceae. Gene Ontology annotation, cellular component: nucleus. The record is from RefSeq and is a predicted model, not a curated record. Gene Ontology annotation, biological process: regulation of DNA-templated transcription; cellular response to starvation. The coding region runs from base 1 to 2064 and encodes 687 amino acids. Gene Ontology annotation, molecular function: RNA polymerase II transcription regulatory region sequence-specific DNA binding; DNA-binding transcription factor activity, RNA polymerase II-specific; zinc ion binding. The transcript is spliced from 3 exons.
AUGGCCUCCCCAGACGCCGAGGAUGCAUCUCCCUCGCCCGAGUACAGGAGUGACCUGGACGACGACAUGGCUGCCGAACAGAAGACCGACGACGGCUCCCCCUCUCAAAAGAGCUCCAACGGCCAGAAGCCCGCCUCCAAUGCAAAGGAUCCCUUGAGGCCACGCAGGAAGAAGGCGCGCCGAGCAUGCUUUGCCUGCCAGCGCGCCCAUCUGACUUGUGGCGAUGAAAGGCCAUGUACUCGUUGCAUCAAGCGCGGCCUCCAGGAUCAUUGUAUGGACGGUGUGCGCAAGAAGGCAAAGUACCUUCACGAUGCGCCAGAUGGCGCUCUGAUGCCCGGAGUGGGCGGACACUAUCCGUACAUGAACGGCAACCGUCCAACACCACUCCCAAGCCAGGACACGCAUAAUGUCCCCAUGGCGCCACAAGGCAACAUGUACACGCAAGCUCCCUCAGGAACCUUCUACCAACCGCCUUCGGCACAGAUACCCUUACCACAAGCUCAACACGGCCGGUCUUUUAGCGACCAGCAAUCCCCUCUCUCGCCACCUUUCAGCCAAGCGCACCACGGGCCCAAUGUCAACCCGCCGAGCUCAAUCUCGCAAGGUCAACCCGGCCAGAUGCAGCAGUUUGGACCUCUCUUCGAUCCGAGCGACCCCGCUCUCUUCAACUUCGACAUCUCCAGCCUCAACUUUGGAAACCACUAUGGCGCACUGGAAUUCGGCAUGCUGGGGCACAUGUCCUCGGCGGUCGAUGCGCCCAACGACAACACCAUGAUGAACGCAAUGAACCAGACCGCGAAUAUGUAUGGGCCCCAGAUGGCUGGUGCGUACGGCCCAAACAACCCUAAUGCUGCAAUGCCGUUUGCACAGAAUAGCUUGCCUGCAGGCGAAUGGCAGGAGUCGCAAUCACGACAGAACAGCAUGCACAUCCAUACUCCCACCAGUUCAGCCACAGCACUUGACCACGGCGGGCACCGCCAUGACAGCCUCAACGGCCCGCAUGCUUUUGCAAUUGGACAAGGCCCCUCCAGUCACUCCACAGCCAGUCCAGCCUCCACCGAUGCAUCUGCGUUCGAGAACGAUAAUCCAUUAUCGACGGCAACCUUCUUUGCCAACACCAACCGUGGCCAGCCCCAACGUUCACCUACUACCAACCGACACCACCAAGGUAACAGGCCGCCAAGUACAGCACUCCAGCCGAUCCACUCCAAUGGAGUUCGCAAACGCCACCGUGAUACGAAAAGCAUUUAUCAAGGCAUCAAGAAGCCGUUCGACUAUGUCAAGGGCUACCAUAGGCUGUUCCAAAUAUGCCACAAGAAAUUUUCGAAAAGCCUGCUUGCACAAGCACAGCAGUAUUUGAACUUGUACCGCCCAGUCUUGCUUUCAGUGCGCGAAGAGAUGGACACGGACGACUUGAUUCACCAAGAGAUGGGUCUGCAACGUAAUCUGAUGACACUCCAGGAUCACUUUACGGAAGUAGGCACUCCAUUCUUGAUCUGCAGGCGAUCAGGAGAGAUUGUCAGCUGCAACAAAGAGUUCACCAUACUCACAGGCUGGCGGCAGGAUGUUCUGCUGGGAAGGGAGCCGAAUCUCAAUGUCAACCUGGGCAACAGCCGGGAAGCAGAUGAAAGCGAGAUGUCUACGCAAACCAAUACCACACCCAACCUCACGGGUCAGGAGGCCGAGACGGGGACGCCAGCUGUCAACGCCAUCCAGCUCAUGGACGCCAAGUCGGCACUCGAAUAUCUGCAAAACUUUUCCGAGCUGUGCUGGCAGGAUCCUCACGGCCAUGCAAAACAGCGCGCCAACAUGCUGCGCUAUCAGACCAAGGCAGAUUUUGAUCGCAUCCAGGAAAUGAAGGCCAACGCCGAUCACAAGUCGGACGCGUUUGUGAAAAUGGAAGGUGGGGCCGUGCAUCAAGGUGAAUCGGCCAUGCAGCGGCUCGGCGCGAAAAACGGUAUGGUGGACUGCAUGAUUUGGUGGCAUAUCAAGCGCGACAUCUUUGAGAUGCCCGUUUUGGUUUGCAUGUCGGUUAUGCCGGUGCUAGACAAGGGUUUGCAAUGA